AUGCACAUCAACACAUCCCAGUAUAGACCUAUAUGUUUGGUGGGAUGCAUGUACAAGGCUAUUUCAAAACUUCUAGUUGGUAGGUUGAAAAAGGUUCUCCAUGCGAUUAUCUCUCCUUCUCAAAAUGCUUUUGUGUCGGGUAGACAACUUCUUGACGGAGUGGUGGUUGCAAAUGAGGUUGUGGAUUUAGUCAAAAUAGAGGGAAGAAGGAGUAUUUUAUUCAAUGUAGAUUUUGAGAAAGCUUAUGACAAAGUUUCUUGGAAUUUCCUUAGGUAUAUUAUGGAUAGAAUGGGGUUUGGUGUAUUGUGGAGGACAUGGGUGGAUAUCUUGGUUUUCCAUAGUAAGAUGUUCGUUUUGGUGAAUGGGUGUCCAACAAAGGAGCUUGUGGGCCUAGCGGGUUUAGUGAGGAAAUCAGUGGAGAAUAGUGAAUUCAAAGGUCUUGAUAUUAAGGGGGAGUGUGAGGUGGAUAUUCUCCAAUUUGCAGAUGACACACUUUUAGUGGGUGAAGGGUCAUAUAGGCAUGUUUUGGCUAUCAAGGAGGUUCUUUCUUGCAAGGUGGAAGAGGGGAUGUUUACUUUUAUUGGUAUUGUCAUUGGGUGUAAUCCGCGUAAGGUAGCGACUUGGAAGCCUCCUGAAGCGUUGUGGUUGGAAACGGUUUGUUUAAAGAAGGAUUUUCCGGAAUUAUAUGAGAAAUCUAGUUUGAAGAAGGUGGCGGUGGCGGGUAUGGGAGGUGGCGGUGGCGGGUAUGGGAGGUUGGGUGAAUGGGGUAUGGACUUGGGGGAAUUGUGGGAUUAA
Messenger RNA from Vicia villosa (hairy vetch), 795 nucleotides. RefSeq lists its product as uncharacterized. Lineage: Eukaryota; Viridiplantae; Streptophyta; Magnoliopsida; Fabales; Fabaceae. The transcript has 4 exons. The record is from RefSeq and is a predicted model, not a curated record. The coding region runs from base 1 to 795 and encodes 264 amino acids.